UAUAAAAAAUUAAAAUCCAAUAGAUUACUAACACUUAAAACCUUAUUUUAAAACAUUAUUUCUAAAUAAAUGAACUAAGAGCAAUUCUAAUAAUAGAAUUAAGUUAAAUACCCACCACUAGCUCCUUAACCAGCUUAAACUGUUGGCGAACCUGUUUAUUACAUGGCGAAUAAUCCUUAAUAUUAAUAAUAUUAGCAACAACCUGUGGUAUAACCUUAAAUGAACCAAUAAUAAAUGAUUAACAAUCCUCAAUAUUAAGCAUAUCCAUAAUAAUAUCAACCUUAAAUGUACUAAUAACAACCAUUUUCUAAUUAACCUUAAAUGUAACAGUAAUAAUAACUAUCCUAACCAUAAGCUGCUUAGUUGACAGCAAAACAAAUUUGUGCAAAUACUUCUGACCCAGUAUCAGUGGUUUGUCCUAAUUGCAACAAAUAUGUUUUAACAGAUAUUAAAAAAGUUAGACCACCAGGCUUGAUCUCACUAGCCUUUAAUACAGUAACUCUUGGAUUAGUUUCAGCUACUAAAGAUAAAUUCCAUUAUUGCCCAAACUGCAACGCAGAAAUAGGAGUAUGCUAAGUCAUAAAAGGCAAAAAAAUUAAAAGAAAGUGA
This is a messenger RNA of Tetrahymena thermophila SB210, 609 nucleotides long. Its product is annotated as LITAF-like zinc ribbon domain protein. Lineage: Eukaryota; Ciliophora; Oligohymenophorea; Hymenostomatida; Tetrahymenidae. The record is from RefSeq and is a predicted model, not a curated record. The transcript has a single exon.